AUGCCUUUCACCUCCCUCUACAUUAAUGGACUUCGCCUCCCCUCCAGCAAUGGCGAAACGUUCGAAAUCAUCAGUCCGUCAACGGACCAAGUUGUCGGUAUAUCCGCAUCUGCAUCCAGUGAAGAUUGUCAAAAUGCUAUACUUGCAGCCUCGAACGCUUUCAAAACUUGGGAACACACCUUGAUAAGCGAAAGACGCGGUAUAUUUCUUCGAGCUGCCGAACUGCUGCAGUCGGAGGAUAAGAGUCAAAGGGGUAAAAUGUAUAAAGAUGAGAUCAAGAGGGCGGUGGAAGAAGAAACAGGUGCAGCACCAGCAAUGACGAACUUCAAUUGGGUCGCGUCAAUCGGGCUGUUGAAGGAUCUGGCGAGCUUAGGGAAUGUGGGUGAACUAGGAGGGAUGAAUUUCCCUUCAGAAAAGACCCAAGGAGGAAGCGUUGUUGUUGAGCGCAGGGCUAUGGGCGUAAUAUUCGCAAUCGCCCCUUGGAAUUCGCCUGUGAAUCUGACUCUGAGAGCAGUCUUGAUCCCCAUCUUAUGCGGAAAUACUGUCGUCUUUCGUUCCUCCGAGCAAAGUCCUAGAAGUCAAGCUAUCAUCUGUGAUCUAUUUGAAGAAGCUGGGCUACCUGCCGGAGUUUUCAAUUUCAUUUCGACGUCCAGAGAGAAUGCACCGAGGCUAACAGCGGAAAUUAUUGCGAAUCCGUUAGUAAGAAAGAUCAAUUUCACCGGCAGCGAUCGCGUCGGAAGAGCAAUCGCUAUGGAGGCUGCAAAAUAUUUGAAGCCUUGCGUUUUGGAACUUGGAGGGAAGGCACCUGUUGUAGUUCUAAACGACGCAAAUGUCACCGAAGCCGCUAAAGGAAUCGUGCAUGGGGCCUUGCUCCAUUCCGGACAAAUAUGUAUGUCAACUGAGCGGGUUAUUGCUCAAAGAGAGAUAUUUCACGUUCUUCACGACAAAAUUUGCGAGCUCGUACGAUCUAUUAAGGCUGGAAGCACACCAAGUCAUAGUCAAACUGGGGUGGAUUCUGACAUCAAGUUAGGUCCACUUUUUUCGGAAAGCUCCGCUCAAAAUGUCCUCGAUAUGUUACAUGAGGCAAAGGAGACGGGUGCAAGUGUACUGCUUGGGGAUUUGACACGGGAGAGGACCGUUAUACAACCUCAUGUUUUGACAGAUGUGAAACCCGGGUCGAGGAUAUGGGAUCAGGAGACGUUUGGACCUGUCAUCAUACUCAAAGCUGCCGACAGUGUCAAUGAAGCAGUAGAAUUAGCCAAUGCCUCGAGUUAUUCGCUCACUGCGGCCCUUUGGACAUCUAAUUUGUAUGCUGCAAAAGAUGUUGCAUCUCGUAUACACUCAGGAUAUGUCAAUAUCAACGGAAGUACUAUCUACAGCGAGUCUGCAUAUGGACUUUUUGGACUAGGAGGAAGUUCUGGCUACGGCCGUUUUUCUAUUAAUGAUUUCACGGAUCUGCGUGUGAUCGUUACUCACCCUCAAACCCCUGCAUCUUAUCCGUUCUUCAAAUGA
Lentinula edodes (shiitake mushroom) is the source of this 1512-nucleotide messenger RNA. Its product is annotated as aldehyde dehydrogenase domain-containing protein. The record is from RefSeq and is a predicted model, not a curated record. Lineage: Eukaryota; Fungi; Basidiomycota; Agaricomycetes; Agaricales; Omphalotaceae. Gene Ontology annotation, molecular function: oxidoreductase activity, acting on the aldehyde or oxo group of donors, NAD or NADP as acceptor. The transcript has 7 exons. The coding region runs from base 1 to 1512 and encodes 503 amino acids.